GCUCCGCUGUCUGAAGAAGAACCCCGUCACGGAAGCGGCUUAUUGGAAUCGUAAACGCUACUCGGAAUAAUAAUAAUAAUAAUAAAAGAAAGUUGAAAAGUAAAAACUGCUGACUGGCAAGCCGCCGCCGCUCGGACGGCAUGACGGACGUCUGGCAGAGCGCCAUGGACCACGCAGUGUCCGUGGCCCGGAAAGCCGGCUCUCUUGUUCGGGAGGCAGUGCAGAAUGAGAUGAAGGUGAUGACCAAGUCUUCCUCCGUUGACUUGGUGACCCAGACCGACCAGAAGGUGGAGACUCUCAUCAUCCUGUCAGUGAAGGACAAGUUCCCCACACACCGGUUUAUCGGGGAAGAGUCUGUAGCAGCUGGUGAACCUUGUGUUCUGACUGACAGCCCCACCUGGAUCAUUGACCCAGUUGACGGAACCACUAACUUUGUUCAUGGAUAUCCCUUUGUUGCUGUCUCCAUUGGCUUCGCUGUCAAUAAACAGCUGGAGUUUGGAGUGGUCUACAGCUGCAUAGAGGACAAAAUGUACACUGGCAAGAAGGGGAAGGGGGCAUUCUGCAACGGCCAGCCGCUGCAGGUCUCUGAUCAGAAAGAAAUCAACCAGGCCAUCAUUGCCACAGAGUUUGGCUCCGACAGAGACCCUGAGGUGGUCGAAAGAAUCUUUUCCAGCAUGAGGAAGAUCCUCUGCCUCCCUGUGCACGGGAUAAGAGGAGUAGGCACUGCUGCCACCAACAUGUGUCUGGUGGCGUCCGGCUGUGUGGAGGCUUACUACGAGAUCGGAGUCCACUGCUGGGAUGUUGCUGCUGCUGCAGUCAUCGUCUCCGAGGCCGGGGGCGUCCUGAUGGACGUGGAAGGUGGUCCGUUUGACCUGAUGUCUCGAAGGGUGGUGGCUGCCAACUGUCGGAGCAUCGCUGAGAGGAUCGUGAAGGAGAUUGACGCCUUCAGCCCUCCAAGAGACGAUGCUCCUCAGUGAACAAUCAGCUGAGGACUGCCGGACCCUUUCACAUAAUUACACGAAUAUUUUUUAUAAUUUUUUGUGAUUUAAAAAGCUUUACUUUAAGGGGUUUAAUAUGUUUAUUGGUUUUACACAGAAGUAAUUUAAUGCUGGACAAGAAAAUUUAAGUUAAAGCAAACUGCACUUGUACUUUAUCAAAGUCUCCACACACACACACACCCUCCCCCCUCCUCAGUUCAGGGAUGGUCGUUCCCUCUUAACAUAUUAACAUAGAUGGCCUCUUUGACUCCCCGUUCAAACCAGUGUUCCUCCCUAUCUAGGAUGUGCACAUCCUCAUCCCUGAAAGAGUGGCCACUGGCCCUGUAGAUGGUCUAGACUGUGGAGUCCUGGUCUGUAGGUGGUGUAAACUGUGGACUGCUGGCCUGUAGGUGGUGUAGACUGUGGAGUCCUGGCCUAUAGGUUGUGUAGACUAUGGAGUCCUGGCCUGUAGAUGGUGUAGACUGUGGAGUCCCGGCCUGUAGAUGGUGUAGACUGUGGAGUCCUGGCCUGUAGGUGGUGUAGACUGUGGAGUCAUGACCUGUAGGUGGUGUAAACUGUGGAGUCCCGGCCUGUAGGUGGUGUAGACAGUGGAGUCCCGGCCUGUAGGUGGUGUAGACUGUGGAGUCCUUGUCUGUAGAUGGUGUAGACUGUGGAGUCCCGGCCUGUACGUGGUGUAGACUGUGGAGUCCUGGCCUGUUAAUGGUGUGGAGUGCUGGCCUGUAGAUGGUGUAGACUGUGGAGUCCCGGCCUGUAGUUGGUGUAGACUGUGGAGUCAUGACCUGUAGGUGGUGUAGACUGUGGAGUCCGAGCCUGUAGAUGGUGUAGACUGUGGAGUCCGAGCCUGUAGAUGGUGUAGACUGUGGAGUCCUCUCCUGUAGGUGAUGUAGACUGUGGAGUCAUGGCCUGUAGGUGGUGUAGACUGUUUAGUCCUGGCCUGUAGGUGGUGUAGACUGUGGAGUCCUGGUCUGUAGAUGGUGUAGAGUGUGGAGUCCUGGCCUGUAGAUUGUGUAGACUGUGGAGUCCCGGUCUGUAGGUGGUGUAGACUGUGGAGUCCCGGCCUGUAGGUGGUGUAAACUGUGGAGUCCUGGCCUGUAGAUGGUGUAGACUGUGGAGUCCUCUCCUGUAGAUGGUGUAGACUGUGGAGUCCUGGCUUGUAGAUGGUGUAGACUGUGGAGUCCCGGCCUGUAGAUGGUGUAGACUGUGGAGUCCUGGCCUGACGUGUUAGCUCUCCUGUGUUGUGUCAUCCUCUUGAGCAGCGUCUGUUUAGUUUCCCUGAUGUACAAGUCAUGGCAAACCUCCUGGUACUUACCAGCGUACACUAUAGUGCUCUGUUUGUGCCGGGCCACAUGAUCCUUGGGGUGGACCAACUUCUGGCACAGCGUUUUUGGGGUUUGAAAGCAACUGAGAUGUGGUGUUUGGAAUAUAUGUGUCUCAGCUUUUCUGACACUCCCGCCACAUACAGAGUCACCACUGGUUUACGCUCAGGCAGCUGUUGCCUUUCUCUUCUUCUUUGACACUGGUCAUUGGUUUGGGUGGUCAUGCCACUGUGAUGUUUAUAAGGGUGGGACAUCUGCAGUCAGGUGAGGCUGAAGAGGUCACUUAGAUGAUGAUGAAACAUAUCUGUCAAUAAAGGUUGUGUCCAGA
Molecule: messenger RNA, 2642 nt
Organism: Lampris incognitus (smalleye Pacific opah)
Lineage: Eukaryota; Metazoa; Chordata; Actinopteri; Lampriformes; Lampridae
Product: inositol monophosphatase 1-like
Exons: 9
Coding region: 141-977 (278 amino acids)
Biological process (GO): inositol metabolic process; phosphatidylinositol phosphate biosynthetic process; signal transduction
Molecular function (GO): inositol monophosphate 1-phosphatase activity
Source: RefSeq, a predicted model, not a curated record